Molecule: messenger RNA, 4793 nt
Organism: Archocentrus centrarchus (flier cichlid)
Lineage: Eukaryota; Metazoa; Chordata; Actinopteri; Cichliformes; Cichlidae
Product: protein Niban 1-like
Exons: 14
Coding region: 92-3028 (978 amino acids)
Source: RefSeq, a predicted model, not a curated record
UCAGUUGACAUGUGUAUGUGUGCUGUGCGUACAUCCUUAAAUAACCCCAUUCACCUUACAGGCAGAGUUCAAAAGAAAGAAAGUAUACAUUAUGGGAGCAUCUUCCUCUGGCUUGCUGGAUGAGGCUAAAAUCAGCCACAUCAAAGGACUAGCUGACAGCACGUUCCAGAGCUUCAGUGCGUUUUACCGUCAGCAGUACUCUGUGGCCUACCUUGGACACUUACACCAGGAGGUGGAGCCUAAGAGAGAGGGGAGGGGCCUAUUGCUCACACACAGGCCCCAGUAUGCUCCUGAUGAGGUGUUGUACCAAGGGACUGUUAAGUUCUCCAGCUGGGAUGAGCAGCUGAAGAAAUGCAGAGAGAGGUACAUCGUUCUGCGAAGAGACUACAGAGCAGAGAUACAUGACAGCAUGGAGACUUUCAGCCGUGGAUGUGCGGCUAAGUUGGUCCUCCAGCUUACAGGAGCCGCUGUGUUCACCAACUCAGAGGAAUCCAAAGCUCACCUUGAGAAAGCCUGCGCGGGAAUACUGAAUGGAGUGAAAGAGGACUCUUCUUCGUUGGUGUUCAAUCCAGAUGCAUUUGCUGUGCACCUCCACUUGCCUUACAGAGGCCACACAUGCUUCCUGUUUCACCAAGAGGAGGAACGAGAUCACUUCCUCUCCAGCCUCAAGACCUGCAUUAGACAUCGAAACCUCGACCCGUGGUGUAAUCCAUCAUAUGAGAGCCAGGCGUACACACGAGCCCUCCGACUCUACCGGCAGGAGAAAGGAUGCUAUGAAUCCUGGGAAAUGCUGCUAGGGACUGAGGAACAAGUGCUAGCCUCCCAGGUGAUGGAAGAAGUGUUGCCAUGGUUACAGAGUCAGCUUCAGUCCAGGCUAAAAGGCAAGAAGACCGAGAGGAUCCGGCUGUGGUUGGCAACAGCGCAGGCAACCUACACACUGGUGCUGGAAACGCUGACUGCGGGUCUGGAGGCUCUGAAGGAGGAGUGCCGUCAGACAGCGUCCAACAAUCAGGCGCUCAUCAGAUCCAAUCUGGACCAAAUAAUGUCCUCUCACUCCUUCCUGGAGCAAAAAGUCAGAGCAUGUGUAUGUGAGGAGGCAGAGAAAGUGUGCAGUGAGUCUGUAGCACCCUACAUGUCCUCCAUCCUUGAAGCACUUACAGAGAACAUAAGCGCAGGGAUUCUUGGGAUGCAGCGCACACUGAACGCACAGAUGGAUUCAGCCUUUUCACACACAAACGAAAGGACGGAGGAGACAAAGAAGGCCUUGUCCGGUCUGCACUCCAUCCGUCUAGAUCAGAGCUACAAGCAGGUGGAGAACCUGACAGAGAAGCUUGAAGGCUUAAAAGAUCGGUUUGGACUGAGCAGCACUCACAGACUGGUGCACUAUGCAAAUCUGGAGAUGGAGCAGUUGCUGGACAGUGCGGUCUACACCUUGGAGCAGUUCCUCCAGUCAUCAUCCAGACUGCAGCCCUCCCAAGUUCCCGUCAAGCUGAACAGAGCUACAGAAAGAGUGCUGAAGCAGCUGGACUACGACAGCAGGGUGGUCCAGAGGAGGCUCUACGAGGAGGCUCUGCUGGAGAUCACUCUGCCCACUCUCACUAGGAAGAUGGACAGCAAGUGGAAAACUGAGCUGCAACAGUUCGAGCAGUACAUUUUCUCUGACUACAGCGGUUUCAUCCUGGUUCAUAACGUCUACGAUGAUGUUCUGAGAACCAUCCUCAGCAAGGAGAUAGAGACAGCUGUCCAGGAUGCAGCUAGUAAGAAGAGCAACAAUCUCCUGUUGGACACUUCAGAUCUGGCCAUUAGUCAGUACAGUCUGCUGGGACAGACGCCUCCACGCUCUGCGCCCGACAGCCCAGCCGCUGACGCUCGGCAGUCCUCCUCAGCCGUGCUCGCUGAUGAUCAAGAAACGGUUUCUGCAGUGGAAGAAAAAAGUCAGACAGCUGAUGCUUGCCCCCAGAGCAACGAAGAAGGUAACGCUGAUGCUGAAUCUGACCAGACACCGGUCUCUGGCCAGAGCGCAAUGCUUCUGUCUCCUGUGAUUGUCGUGACACAACAGGUGGAUGAAGCUGGCAGCAAAGAGGCUCUGUGCCUAAAGGAAACCAGAGAAGAAGCUCAGGUCACAGCUGACGCGUCAUCAACAGAGCCAGCAGAGCCAACAAAGCCAACAGAGCCAGCUAAAUCUAACAACUCUGAUGCAGAUGAAGUCAGUGCACCUGAGCCAUCUGCUGAACCAGGACCCACCAUCACAGACUCUCUGGAUGUGUCCCCUCUGGUCUCGCCCCAGACCACAGAGGUCCAAGUUCAAAGUGAAUCUGCUGUGCCUGACGACUCAGUUUCAAAUCAGCCAUCAGAAGAGGAUUCUCCCAUCCAGUCUGACUCUCCAUUAAACCCACCUGAUACAGACGCUCCAAUGAAACUCAGUCUGGGAUCACUAAGUGAGGCAAUCACUUGCAGUUCCCUGGAAUCUUCUGGUAUGCCAAUAAUGGGACAGCAGACCACAGACAGAGCUGUCUAUUUGACAGGAGGAAUUAAGGACAGCUGGGAGGUGGAGAGAGUAAAAGAGGAGAAACGCAAAGAGGAAGCAGAAAGAAAUGACACAAUUAAAGCAGGGGGAGAACAGACAGAGAAAGAAGAGGUAACUGGAGAAGAGACAGGUGAGGAGACGAUGGAGGCCCAAACAGGAGGCGAGCCUGUCGAUGACAGCUGCAGAUCCUCUGGAUCACCAGUGGACACCGCGACCUCAAACACAGAGCAGAGAGAGAGCAAAGAGAGGAUGGAGGAAGGAGGGACAAGCGGUGAGCUCCGGAUUGAAAAUAAAAAAGAUGAUGAUGAAGAAGCAGCAGCAGAGAAAGAAGAUCAUGUUGAAGAAGAAAAAGAAGAAGAGGAGAAGCCAAUGGAAUCACAGCUGGAGAGUGCUGCUGAGCCACCAUUGGACAGUGUGUCUUGCAUCAGAGACCUUGUGGCUGAGAUUAUUGAGGUGGAGACAACAGUCACCCCCUGUCCCGAGAGCAGCAGCAAACCCUAAAACAAUCAUUACCACAGCGGCUGCAGGGCCCUGUGCUACAAAGGGAGUUCAGCAUAGCCAGAGUUCAACACUUUUAGCUUUUAUUCACUCAGCUGCAAACUCUGUGCUCCUUAAUAAAUAUGAAAACAGAAUCUAGACAUGGUACAAUUUUGAUAUGAACUGUGAGUGUCCUGUUUUAGGAUCGUAUAUUAACACUUAUAGAACAAUAAAAUUGUGGUGAAAUUGUUUGCAGAUGACGGGGGGAAAAAAAUCAAGGAAUAAAGUUUCAUCUAAGAAUGUUGAUUGGUCAGUAGGCUACCUGUUCAGCUCUAAUCUGGAACAUACGCAGCAUGAGUUAUCCUGGUGAUAUACCCCAGUAAGAAGUGAACCUCCUUCGUAGUACAGAAAACCCAGAUAAGAUGAAAUCCUGCUUUGUAGUACAGGCCUCUGGUCCAGGCUGAUGAUCUCCCAGCUGGAUAACAGUUCCUAGAAGAAAAAAACCUUAGUUUCUUAAUAUUUCAUUAAUGUACCACGUUUUCAUAGAACAAUGAUCUGAAAAGUCUAAAGUCUAAACUCUUUUUUUAUAUAUAUAUGUUGUUUUUUAUUUUUAACAAUGGCAUUGAUUGAAUCCCCCAAAUAAAGAUGUUAAACCUUUAAUUUUCUUACAGCCACCUCAAGUCAUUUGGUCGACCAGUUGGGGGCAACAGAAUAAACUGUAAUUGUACUGAGACCUUUCUAAAGCUAUUGUGGCAAACAUGUAACCACAUUUGGGAUAUAACAGCACGUAUACUGUUCGAAAGAAUUACGGGAACACUUUUUAAUCAGAGUUCAUUAAAUUGACUGCAUUUGCACUGAAAUUAUUACUGUCUGAUUCUGCUGUUGUAUAAUCUCACUGAUUAUGUAGGUCCUUCCUCUUCUACAAAAACGGGCAGAGCUCACAAUUAUAAUAAGUUGGAUUUUGUGGUAACAAAGACAUUGAUGGGGUCCAUAGUUGGGAUAUAAAAGUUAAAAUAUUUAUAGAUUCUGUAUUUAAUGGGAUUAAAAGAUGAAAUGCUCAGUGCACUUGUUCAGAUAUUCACCACAGACAGAGAGAUUAAUUCAGAUUUUGGGGCUUCCACACAGGACUCGGUCAAUGUCUGAAUCACUAUAAAAUAUAUACAGUCUAUGGAUGUGCAGCUCUGAGGUCUAACAGAUUUGACUGUUGCCACUAGAAAUGAAGCAAAAUCAACACAGUUUAAAUAUUUUGUUUAAAUUUAGUAGCUAACACAAGUUUGAAACAGGUUUUAGCUCAUGUGGACACGUCAGGUGUGUUUGAACAGUCAGCCAACUUAUUGCAGGGAGCUUCUAAACCGUGUAGCCUAUAAAUGGGUUUCUCUGAAUUACUGCAGAAAUGUUUUAAAGCUUCUCAGCAAAGAGAAAAGAGCACCAAGUUUUAGAAACUGUUUAUGUUGUACUGCCCUCUGCUGGCAGCGAGUGACAACUCUUUCAUUGGAGAUGAAACUGCUACAUCCUGAGUUUGGCACCAAAAGCACCAUUAAACAGGAAUCGUCUCUGCUAGAGAACAGGACGAAUGAGCGAGUGCACAGUGACAACAAUAACUCAGCAUCAUGUUUUCAGCUCCCUCCAGGCUGCACAGCACAGCUGUCUUCAUAAUGCUAAAAACUAAAUUUCAUCUUUUAAAAGCAAAUGGUUACUUUGUUACACAGCUAACAAGCAUGUCAUCAUGUGGAGACAAUAGCUUUAUUUUACAGCACCAAACAUUAAAAUCAUUGUUUAACAAAAUAUU